This is a messenger RNA of Monopterus albus (swamp eel), 3194 nucleotides long. RefSeq names its product endoplasmic reticulum protein 44 (gene erp44). Gene Ontology annotation, cellular component: endoplasmic reticulum-Golgi intermediate compartment; endoplasmic reticulum membrane. The record is from RefSeq and is a predicted model, not a curated record. Bases 145 to 1374 code for a protein of 409 amino acids. Gene Ontology annotation, biological process: protein folding. Gene Ontology annotation, molecular function: protein disulfide isomerase activity. The transcript has 11 exons. NCBI's taxonomy places the organism in Eukaryota, Metazoa, Chordata, Actinopteri, Synbranchiformes, Synbranchidae.
AGCCAAGCAAAGGCCAGGAAGAGUUACUGAUGUUUCCGUGGUCACCGUGAGAUCGGUUCGCCGUCGGCUUCCUGCUGCAUUGAGAAGAACGGUGUAAAGACCGACUGGGAAGACUCAGUACCAUCACCUCAACUAUAUUAUACAAUGAAACUAUUAGUAAUAUCUCCCUCUAUCGAUGUCUGCUUUGUUACGGCUAUACUGCUGGUGAUGGGCCUUUCGACUCCAGGACAAGCAGAAGUCACCAGUCUGGACUCAGGCAACAUUGAUGAUGUCCUAAAUAAUGCUGGGGUUGCAUUAGUCAAUUUUUAUGCAGACUGGUGUAGGUUCAGUCAGAUGCUCCAUCCAAUUUUUGAGGAGGCAUCUAACAUAGUGAGGGAGGAGUUUCCCGACACCAAGCAGGUGGUGUUUGCUCGUGUUGAUUGUGACCAACAUUCCGACAUCGCCCAGCGGUACCGCAUCACCAAGUAUCCAACACUGAAGUUGUUCCGCAAUGGAAUGAUGAUGAAGAGGGAGUACAGGGGUCAGAGGUCGGUGGUAGCCAUUGCUGACUUCAUCCGCCAGCAGCAGGUCGACCCUGUGAAAGAAAUUCACUCACUGGAGGAGGUUAACACCCUGGAUAGAAGCAAGAGAAACAUCAUAGGUUACUUUGAAACAAAAGACUCCGAUAACUACCACACAUAUGAAAAAGUUGCCAACAUCCUUCGAGAUGACUGCACAUUCUUGGCUGCCUUUGGUGCUGUGUCUCAGCCUGAGCGCUUCAGUGGAGACAAUGUGAUCUACAGACCUGCUGGUGAGAACGCUCCUGACAUGGUCUACUUCGGCUCACUCGCUAACAUGGACCUGUCCUACGCUUGGACCCAGGACAAGUGUGUGCCUCUGGUCAGGGAAAUCACUUUUGAGAAUGGAGAGGAGCUGACUGAAGAAGGGAUCCCAUUCCUCAUCUUGUUCCAUAUCAAAGAAGACACAGAAAGCUUAGAGAUGUUCCAACAAGAAGUAGCUCGCCAGCUCAUCAGUGAGAAAGGUUCUAUAAACUUCCUUCACGCAGACUGUGAUAAGUUCCGCCAUCCCCUGCUCCAUAUCCAGAAAACUCCAGCUGACUGUCCCGUCAUCGCUAUAGACUCUUUCAGACACAUGUAUGUCUUCCCCGACUUUAAAGACGUCAGUGUCCCUGGCAAGCUGAGGCAGUUUGUAUUGGACCUUCACUCCGGAAAGCUUCACCGAGAGUUUCACCAUGGGCCUGACCCCACAGACAGCACACCCGGACAGGAGGAGACGGGAGAAGUGGCCAGCAGCCCCCCAGAGAGCUCUUUCCAGAAGCUGGCACCCAGUGAGACCCGCUACACCAUCCUCAGACGGGACCGCGACGAGCUGUGAUGUCAACUAGCCUCCAAUUAUCCUGUGACUCAAUGCCACGCCCCGGGGUCAGGGAGGGGGUUAGGGUUGGGACAGGCCAGUGCAGCAGAACAGCAACACCCGACACCCUUACUGAAGAGAGGGAGAUAGAGAGACGAGGAGGAGAAAAAGAAGAACAGGAGGAGAAUAUGAGAGGAGUUCAGUCCAUGACACAACCAUGUCGGAGUAACCUAUAUUUUCAUAACUUUUUCAAGUACAAUUUUUAUUUUGGAUUAUAAGGAUGGGAGCUAAGAAGAAAAUUUGUUUGGGCAAGGGGUUAGGAGCAUUAGGACAUCAAGAGAAGUGUUUUUACUUUUAUUUUUUGGAGCUUGUAAAUAUGUUUGUGCCACAUGGGAGUCUCUCAUUGUUGGUCUAAAUUAAAAGCAGUUUUCUUUAUUUUUUUUCAUCACCCUGCUUUUUGUAGGAAAAAAGCAGAACAGUUCCACCACUGCAGUUGUACAGUUCUUAUCUGUGGGUAGUCCAGUUCAGCCAGUCUGAUAGGAGUCACUUGUUUAGUCUCAUGGACCUCAUAGCUGCAUCUGGAUAUGACCAACUCUAGACUAAAUCAUUUGUAGAGGACAGGUUAUAGCAAUAUGCCUGUUUAAAUUAGUUUCACCUACAUAUCUUUUCCACACACACACGGAUCUGAAGGAAUAGCUAAAUAUUUUUAAAUACUUAAUAGGGAUAACAUCAUUUCACAUCUUGACCUGAGGGAGAGCUACUCUAGCCUAUUGAGAUGCAGCCUUUCUCUCCCUGGGACUAAAUGGUAAUAUAUUAUGAUGUCUCUUACAGUGCUUAGAAAAAGUAUUCACCUGUGGAAUCUUUCUCAUUCACUUUUUUUUUUAACCAGUGAAACACUGUGGAUGUAAUUAAGGUAUUGUCAUCAAUCAACAGAAACCACAGUCAUGUCAAAGUGAAUCAUACUGAAUACUGUUGUAACCCUGCAGAUUACCACAAAUACAUGAAGCCUGCUGGUGGCAGCAGCAUGCUGUGUGGAGGCGCCUCUGCAGCAGGCCCUGCGAGGCUCGUGAUGAUACAAAGGGUCAAAUGAAAGCAGCAAAGAGCAAAAGUCAUUGAGUUCAAGAAGAAAUACAUUUCAAACAUAAAGCCAGCUUAACAUAGGAAUGACCAUAAUAAGAUGUCCACCACCAGUGUGUAGAAAUUACAUCUGGCAUUGAAAUUAAAGAAUCAUUUUCUGUUGAUCAGUGUAUAAAAGUCUAAUUACAUCCACAGCUGUAAAACAGCAUAAUAUGAAAAGGUCAAAGGGAGGGGGGUGGUUACAUUUCAUAAGUACAGCAUUUGUCAGAACACCUCUUGAGUUGUGUUCCUGCGAAUUGAAGUAGAGAGAGAAAAUGUUUUGUAAUUUGUACCUCAACAUGAAUUUAUGAGAUGGCUGUUUUUGCUGUUGUCAAAUGUGUCGUCACGCUGCGGGAGAAAAUACUGUGUCCUUCCCAAUGUUUUUAAAAAGCCAAGAGACAAGGGGAAAACCCAGAUGAUGAAAGGUGGAAAUUUACACUCUGCCACUUUAUACGAGUCCUCUUAAGACUGAUUUUGUUAUUUUAUGUCUUUGAGGUUUUUGGUACAAGUCUAGAGCCACCGAGUGUGGAGGAAGCCAGAUUAAGAGUAUGGGGACCCAUUGCUGUGUGACCUGCCCUUCAAUAGAGGCCAAUAGAUCUCUGCAUAGUGACAUAUCUGCCCACAUACAGAAGAGCAAUGGGGGGAGUGGGACGCCCUUUCUAAUCCAGUCAUCUCAGAGGGAAAGAAGAAAAUAAGAAAAGUAAAUUAAAAAACAUUUUACAGGA